CAUACCGGCUUUUUGAAGCUGCCAGUGUUUCGUUAAAAUUCUUCCAUAACUAAGUAUAAUUAAAAAGUCAAGGUGGUAAAGAUAAUUAACAAGUUUAAGUAACGUUCUGCGUAUGCAAGAAAUUACCCACUAGUGCAUUGAUUUAUUAAAACUUUGAAACAUAGAUAUAUAUAUAUAUAUAUAUAAUCAAGGCAGUGAAGGUUAACUAUACCAGUAAACACGAUGAUGCGGACGACUAGGAAGGGAUGCAAAGAAUUGUUAAUGCAGAGGAUGUUUUUAGCCAUUAUUUCCAGUAUAAUAGUACAAUUCUUUCUUAUAUCUUCUUUGCUUCUAGUCAUGAAUUUAAACACAAAUUACGGAUCGUGGUUUCAAAAUACAUGGACAACGAUAACCUCGCUCCGAAUGUGGAGUUAUUUCUGCAUUCUUGCUACCAUCACGUUCUUCCAAGGAAUUAUUUGUAGCAAAAGCUUUUCAAAUACUCCACCCUACAUGAAAAGCAGAUUUGCAAAAUUUUGUGGAAUAUUCACAUCUCAAAAUAUCUUACUAUGUGCUCUGCAUAUUAUCAGUAGUGGACUCCUUGUUUGGUUGCAUUUGUCAGUCAAUAGAGGUACAUACAGUUUCUUAACAACAGAGUGCAAGAUAGUAUAUGGAACUUGUUUAAUUGAAGAAAACUAUAUCCUGUUGUUAAGUGGAUUUUGGAGUGGAUUGUAUUUCUUCCAAAAGACUAGCAUCUUCCGUGUGAAUUAUUUAAAAUUUCCUAUUAUAUCUCUGUCAAAGAUUUUUCGAUUUAAGACAGAAGUGUGUUCAAUGCUUCCAUCAUUAAUGGGAAAGUGCAUAUGGCCAGUUCUAUAUUAUCUGAGUGGCUAUUAUUUUUUGGGUUCCUACUGCCGUUCCAUAAUAUUAUUCCUAGCUUCUGCACAAUUGGAAAGUGAACCAUUGAGUAGCAUUCCUAAUUUAUUGAAUGUAUCAUUGAUUUUUCAAUUAUGGUUGUAUCACUUGAUUUUUGUAUUGACAAUCGAAAGCAUGUAUUUGUUAUUCGAUCUGUAUUUAACAGAAUGGGUUCCCUUUGAGUUUAAACAGACUAAUGUAUUUAAUAACGAUGACUCUGGGAUAACUCUUCCUGAAGCAUUGUCUAUGGAUAAGAUUCCAAUAAUGCAACACUUAGGCUAUUUGGAUUUAGUUACUAUGGCACAAAAAGAAAAGUCAAGAAGAGGCAUACUAUUUACACUGAGUCAACCUGGUGGUCAUCCUUACAAUUGGAAUUGUCUUCUGGAAAAAUGUACUAGUUUUGUUAAGACAUUUACAGAUGAUCUUAACCAAGCAUGUAUUAGAUCUCAGGAACAAAUACAAAUGAGUGUUCCAAUACCAGCUGCAAUAACAAAAGGCAGUACAGUUCGAAGAGAAUAUGUGUACCAUAUGCGCAGUUUAGUGAAAGAAGAAACAGCAGUGCCUACUCAAGAAGAUGAGAUAAAGAAAGAUGUUGAGAAUGAAUUAUUCAUUCAAAAGUUUAUAAAAACGAAAUGGAACGAUUUUCUUGCAUAUUUGUUCUCUAAGCCCCUGAUUUUUUACAUCUUUGGUGAAAUUGAAGGUGGCAAAGUAUGCCACAUUUUAUUCAAUGGACAAUCAAUUAUUUGGGCCAUUGAUGCUAUUUCUUCCUUAGCUGUGCUAUCAUUAGAUGAAGAUUCCUAUGGAAUUGUGCAAAAGGAUCUACCACUUAUAAUCAAUACUUUACUUGCAUUGAAACAGACACUUGACAAAUUACACAAGUCAAACAUUAUGACAAAGAAACACGGAGAUGAAAAAUUUAUUAAACAAAUCUUUCAAUCAUUAUGUGCCGCCACAAAACGAAGUCUCUACAGAAUAGCUAUAAAUUUUGAAGAUUACAUUGAAGAUGUGCCACUAGAACCGACAGCAAUGGAGCAUUUAUAUAAUUUCCUUGCGUACAGGGAAUAACUUUUCUAGUUUACUAUUCAUAAACUGUAAUGUAUAUAUUA
This is a messenger RNA of Dufourea novaeangliae, 1994 nucleotides long. It is a transcript of the gene Ndc1, whose product is annotated as nucleoporin NDC1. The record is from RefSeq and is a predicted model, not a curated record. The transcript has a single exon. Gene Ontology annotation, molecular function: protein-macromolecule adaptor activity. Lineage: Eukaryota; Metazoa; Arthropoda; Insecta; Hymenoptera; Halictidae. Gene Ontology annotation, biological process: nuclear pore organization. Gene Ontology annotation, cellular component: nuclear pore transmembrane ring. Bases 223 to 1953 code for a protein of 576 amino acids.